Molecule: messenger RNA, 432 nt
Organism: Oldenlandia corymbosa var. corymbosa
Lineage: Eukaryota; Viridiplantae; Streptophyta; Magnoliopsida; Gentianales; Rubiaceae
Source: the annotation of a GenBank genome assembly
GUACCAUUUUGUGUUCGGCCGCAGGAACAUCAUACCAACAAGGAAAUGGCAGCAAAUGAGGAUUGGAGAAAAAAUGCAGAUACACACAAGAUGAGUCCAGAGGAUGUGAAAAGGGCUGGGUUGGAAGGCUCAAAAAGGCCACCAGGACAAAAUCCAGGUGGUAUUUUGCAUCAGAGGCGAAGCCUGCCUUACAGCCCAAUGACAAUGGCUUUAAUUGGGUUAGCCAUAACUGGUUCCAUCGCUUACUUCACUCUCUACUCCAAAAAGAAGCCGGAAGCCACCGCCGGAGAUGUUGCUAGAGUGGCCACAAAUACUGCCGACCCUGCUGACACUCGUCCCCGCAAGUAGACGACUUCCCUUUUUUUUUUUUUGGCUCAAAUGUGUAAUAAAUAUUUAGUUUAAUUCCUUUUCUUUCCUAUGUACUAAUAAGAG